GUUUAUAUGAUCUACGGAAGUUGCUGUUUUGUGUUUGAGCCCAAGUGUGCGGCGAGAGGAUUGCGAUAUAUUCUCCUUAUACGGGUAGGACGGGAAAAGGCAGCUGGGGUCGACUCCGGAGAGGGUGGAGAAGGCCCCAGAGCGGUGGGCAUGUGGGGCGCAUCCACAGCUUUCAGGCCAGCCGCUGAGGACGCAGCGUGGAGGCAGCUUUGCUUCAGGCCCUUAGGCACAAAAAAUGACAACAGCAGCCAGGCCAACUUUUGAACCUGCAAGAGGUGGAAGAGGAAAAGGAGAAGGUGAUUUGAGCCAACUCUCAAAACAGUAUUCAAGUAGGGACCUUCCCUCUCAUACAAAGAUAAAAUACAGACAAACUACUCAGGAUGCCCCUGAAGAGGUUCGUAAUCGUGACUUUAGGAGAGAAUUGGAAGAGAGAGAGAGAGCUGCUGCAAGAGAGAAAAAUAGGGAUCGUCCAACCCGAGAACACACAACCUCCUCCUCAGUGUCAAAGAAGCCUCGGUUAGACCAGAUUCCUGCUGCCAACCUUGAUGCAGAUGAUCCUCUAACAGAUGAGGAAGAUGAAGAUUUUGAGGAGGAGAGUGAUGACGAUGAUACUGCAGCUCUUCUUGCAGAACUGGAAAAAAUUAAAAAGGAAAGAGCUGAAGAGCAGGCCAGGAAGGAACAAGAACAAAAAGCUGAAGAGGAAAGGAUUCGUAUGGAAAACAUUCUUAGUGGAAAUCCUCUCCUUAAUCUCACUGGCCCAUCCCAGCCGCAGGCCAACUUCAAAGUUAAAAGAAGGUGGGAUGAUGAUGUUGUCUUCAAGAAUUGUGCAAAAGGUGUAGAUGAUCAGAAGAAAGACAAAAGAUUUGUAAAUGAUACACUGCGAUCUGAAUUUCACAAAAAGUUCAUGGAGAAAUAUAUUAAGUAGUACAGUUUUAUGUGCUUAAUUAAAUUCUGUAAAAUGUUGAGGAUUGGUUUGAUUUUUUUUUAUCCUUCCCACCAUCUAAAUGGUGUAUAGGCUUCCCUAAUUUUAAGCUCCAAAAUAUGUUGUCCUUUGAUGAUGUAUUAUGUGAUAAUGGACAUGGGAAUAGGUUCAACACAGUUUCCAUUCCCUGACUGUUUCUGGUCACGUGUUUGUUUUUAAUAUUGGGAGAAGAAAUCUGUCUGCAGUUAAUAUUUUUAAUCUAACUAGGUCUGGGUAUCUAACUUUUUCUUGUAAUUUAUGCAGCAUGUAAAAUGUUGCAUAAUUUCUUUUCAAAAGAAAAAAUAUCUUUGUGUGUUUGUUUUUUUAAUGUAGUAUAUUUUCCCCUUUAUUUCUUACAUUGAUUUAAGUUUAGUUAAUUCAUAAUAUUUUCACUGUGUGUUUUUUAAGAGUACAAUAAAAGGCUAAAGGGGUCA
Molecule: messenger RNA, 1395 nt
Organism: Heterocephalus glaber (naked mole-rat)
Lineage: Eukaryota; Metazoa; Chordata; Mammalia; Rodentia; Bathyergidae
Source: RefSeq, a predicted model, not a curated record